Molecule: messenger RNA, 1213 nt
Organism: Cercospora beticola
Lineage: Eukaryota; Fungi; Ascomycota; Dothideomycetes; Mycosphaerellales; Mycosphaerellaceae
Source: RefSeq, a predicted model, not a curated record
CAAUCGCAGGCACUGCAAUGGCAUGUAAAUAUUGGAGGACGCCAGACUUCGCCCUCAAUUGAUGGUAUAAGCAGGCAGUGCAGCCCUCAGUAAGUGCAUCGACUUGCGAGCAGUAAAGACAUUUAAGACGCAUGGUCCGCUACAUGAAGUUUCAUUCACAUAAACCUCAGAUCAAUGAGAUUAGUGGAGUCACUGCGGAAAGACCCACCCUUUGUCACCCAGUUUUUAAGCAAACAAAAUGGCAGCGACUGACACUUACUCUAUUUCCACUUUCCAGCCUUGUCGGACUGACUCCUCGCUGCACAAUCAGAGCACUAUGUUUUCCUCUAUCAAACAUAAGCUUAGCCGUAAAGGCGCCGGCACUGGUAGCAAACGAGAUAGUGACAUCCAUCCACAACAAAAGAGCGCACCUUCCACGAGACGACCAGCACAACCAAGCAACAACCCAUUCUCAGCCAUGGGCGAUGCACCACCAGCAUAUUCUCCAGCUCCUAAUGCAGCGCCCGCCAUAACAGUAUCCGCGCCAGUAGAUCAGGGUGCGGACGAUCCAUAUGCCUUCCUCACAAGCUUCGACACGAUCUUCCUGAUCGACGACAGCGGCUCAAUGGCAGGUGGGCUAUGGCGCGAGACAGGCGAAGCACUCGAGACAAUCACUCCAAUCUGUACCGCCCACGAUCAAGAUGGCAUUGAUAUCUACUUCCUCAAUGCCAAAGACUCCGACUUCCAUCACAACGUCACGAGUGCCGCCACUGUUCGCGAAAUCUUCCAGACAGUGCGGCCCGGAGGCGGAACGCCCACUGGACAGCGCUUGAACAGCAUCUUAAGACCGUACCUUCGCAAGUACGAAAGCAGUCCAGAAACUGUCAAGCCGAUCAAUAUCAUCUGCAUAACGGACGGCGAGCCCAGCGAUGAUGUGGAGAGCCCUUUGAUCGCUGCUGCGAAGAAACUCGACAAGCUCGAUGCUCCAGCCUGGCAAAUUGGCGUGCAGUUCUUCCAGGUCGGCCGGGAUGAGCAGGCGAAACUUCAUUUGAAGCAGCUUGACGACGAGUUGGCUGAGAUUGCUGGCGACGAUGACUUGCGUGACAUGGUGGAUACUGUGCCAUUCACGGGCGCCGAGGGAACGCAACUCAACGGCGAAGGUAUUCUCAAAGUCGUUUUGGGUGCAGUCAACAGGCGUCUGGAUCGGAAGAAGAGUAAAGAUCUCCAUCGUUGA